AUGACUAUUGAAGACUUGGGUGAUUCAGUGAUACUUUCCGAUUCCACAUCGAGAGUGUCCAUUUUAAAGUACGGUGCCACUGUGACUUCAUGGAAAAUCGACAAUGUAGAACAACUCUGGCUAUCAACGGCGGCCAAACUCGACGGUUCCAAGCCUGUGAGGGGUGGUAUUCCUCUAGUUUUCCCUGUUUUCGGCAAGUCCAGGGAGGAAGGGUUUGCCGAUUUGCCACAGCACGGGUUUGCCAGAAACUCUACAUGGGAAUUUCUUGGCCAGACACAUGCCGAUCCGCCAACGGUGCAGUUUGGACUUUCUCCAGAGCAGGCCAACCAAGAGGUCUAUUCCAAGUGGGACAAUGGUGACAAUGACUUUACGUUGAUUUUCACCGUCACUUUGAACAAGGACAACAUUGAAACGGCAAUUGAGGUCAUCAAUGAAGAUUCCAAACCGUGGAAAUUCAACUGGUUGUUCCAUACAUAUCUACAGGUGUCUGAGAUUGAAGACACUUUGGUUAACAACCUUCCUGGCGAAACGUGCUAUGACCAGCUCAUUGCAGAGACAUACGUGGAAAAGGCACCGGCUAUUGACUUCACCGGGGAAGUUGAUAGAAUAUACAAGCAGGUUUCCACUGACAAGAUUCUCCAGGUUAUCGAGCUAGGCAAGGUUGUCCAUAAUGUGAAGAGAGAGAACCUACCGGAUGUUGUUGUUUGGAACCCAUGGAUAGAAAAAUCUGGCGGCAUGGCGGAUUUCGAACCCAAGAGCGGUUAUCACAAGAUGGUCUGUAUUGAACCCGGACAUGUCCAUGAUUUCGUUGAAUUGAAACCAGGGGAGUCCUGGUCUGCCAAACAAAUCAUUUAUAAGGGUGAUGCAAUUAAGCUCCAAUCCGUAUAA
This is a messenger RNA of Pichia kudriavzevii, 888 nucleotides long. RefSeq lists its product as uncharacterized. The transcript has a single exon. Lineage: Eukaryota; Fungi; Ascomycota; Pichiomycetes; Pichiales; Pichiaceae. The coding region runs from base 1 to 888 and encodes 295 amino acids. Gene Ontology annotation, biological process: carbohydrate metabolic process. Gene Ontology annotation, molecular function: isomerase activity; carbohydrate binding. The record is from RefSeq and is a predicted model, not a curated record.